This is a messenger RNA of Pieris macdunnoughi, 285 nucleotides long. NCBI's taxonomy places the organism in Eukaryota, Metazoa, Arthropoda, Insecta, Lepidoptera, Pieridae. The record is from the annotation of a GenBank genome assembly.
AUGGAGAGAGCUAUGCUCGGUGAUUCUCUACGCGAUCGAAUUAGAAAUGAAGAAAUUCAUAGAAGAACUAAAGUCACUGAUAAAGCAAAAAGAGCGUAUAAACUUAGAUGCCAAUGGGUGGGGUACAUGCCCCAAUGGCCCAUGGCCGAUGGGGCAAAAAGUCCUGGACCGCCGAGGACCAGUUGGCGAAGCGUUGGACGGCCUUCCGCUAGUUGGGCAAAUGACUUGGUAAGGGUGGGAGGCGGUGGAUGCAAAGCACAGGGAACUGGUCGUACUGGAAAUUAA